This is a messenger RNA of Dibothriocephalus latus, 282 nucleotides long. NCBI's taxonomy places the organism in Eukaryota, Metazoa, Platyhelminthes, Cestoda, Diphyllobothriidea, Diphyllobothriidae. The record is from the annotation of a GenBank genome assembly.
AUGUCGACUGGACUUUUGAUCCCAUCGUCCUCCGCCCUGUCUAACCCCCUCGUUUACUUGUAUACACCCGUCCACUGGACACGGAUUUUACUCCUUCUUCCCUCAUUUUCAGCCGAUGACAUCCCAGAACGUCAAAAGGCCUUCAAAGUUGAGCUCAGUGAAGCCCUGCAAUGUGCUGAGAAGAUCAAGGACAGUCUGAAACAUCAUAGCAACUUGGCAUCGUUGACUGCUAACGGAGCGGAGGAGGAGGAAGACCAUGCGGGUAUUUAUCGUACUUUUUAG